This is a messenger RNA of Toxoplasma gondii ME49, 3591 nucleotides long. RefSeq names its product pyruvate dehydrogenase kinase, putative. Bases 559 to 2835 code for a protein of 758 amino acids. Gene Ontology annotation, biological process: regulation of glucose metabolic process; protein phosphorylation. The transcript is spliced from 12 exons. Gene Ontology annotation, molecular function: pyruvate dehydrogenase (acetyl-transferring) kinase activity. Gene Ontology annotation, cellular component: mitochondrion. The record is from RefSeq and is a predicted model, not a curated record. Lineage: Eukaryota; Apicomplexa; Conoidasida; Eucoccidiorida; Sarcocystidae.
CCCCUCUCCUUUCACUUCUUCUUUCUCUUCUUUCUCGUCUUUCUCUUCUUUCGUUUCUUUCUCCUCCACUCUCAUGUCUUUCUAGAGGGGAUGAAUUCGCGCAAGGUGUCGAAGCAGCUGGAAGAGAAGCACGACAUGCAAGGCAGGCAGCGAACGAGGGCAGGUUGCCAGUCGCCGCGUCUACCCCCGUGGUUAGUUAAAAACCAGGAAAGCCGAGGGAAUUCGCUCGUCUGUUAUUACGAUCGUAUUCGUUUCUAGAGAACUCCAAUCUCUCGCUUCCCCGCCUCGGGUCGCUCUCCCUGUCUUCCUCUCCGAGGCAGGCCGACUCACCGGCCUGACACCGAGGAGAGUCCUGGAAUUCUCUUUUUGACUUUCCCCGUUCUCGCACAUUGGCGUUUCGCCGUCUUCUCGCUGUUCUCUCUCUCCCCUUUGCUAGCUUCUUCUCUCCGCCUCUCGGCGCCCACCGGGCGAACCCCCGCGGUGUCUCGUCUGUCUCCCUCGCGGACUUGCCGCGCCUCUUCUGCCGCUUCUUCUUCUGCCUCUCUGUUUUUUGACGACAUGGCGAGGAUACCUGCGAUGUUCUGGAGCUCUUCAGCUCCUCCACGUUCUCACUUCGACAAGAAACCUGAAGGUCUUCUUCGUCGCCUCUCUGUCGAAACGUCUCUUCUCUCUUCUCUCCCGCGUUCUUCUCUCUCUCAUUCUUGUCUGGUUCCUCUCUCUCGCUGCGCUCUUUCUUGUCUCUCCUCUCGCAUGCGUUUGCGUCUCUGUCUGUCCGAUUCCUCGGGUGCUGCUGCGUAUGCCGCGCUCCCGCGUUCUCCCCCCGGUCCUCUCCCUGGAAGUUCGUUGCUUCGCGCCUUGCCCUCCGUUCCUGCCCUCGCCUCUGCUUCGUCCGCGCCGGGAGUCCUCGCGCCUUCCAGCUGCUCCUCGCCGCUGCUGUUCCCUCGCGAGAAGAAAUGCGACACCACUCAGAUGCGUGCAGUUGGAACAGGACGCGGGCAACAGAUUGUGCUGAGCAAAGAGCGACACGAUCAGCUGCUGAUGGCGGAGAUCACAGAGUUCGCGAUGAGGCCUUGCAGACCGCUGACUCUGCAGGAAAUUGCCUAUCUCAAAGGCCCUCGUACGCCACCUCGGGAAACGGCCGCGCCCUCUUUAGAGGCCCCACUCGCUUCGUCAGAGUCGAUUUCUCCUCCUUCUUCCUCUUCGCCUCCCUCGUCUCCUUCCUCUUCCUCUUCCUCUUCCCCUUCGUCUUCUUCUGCAUUCACGGGAGCUGGGGAAGGGUACAGCGUGGAAUUGUUUCUCUCCGUUGAACUGCCUGUGCGCUUCGCCAGUCGCAUCAAGCAAAUCGAAGCCGUUCCGCUAUUUCACCAAGAGCAACUAAUCAUUCAAGUGCGACAGCUCUACGUCGAGAGUUUCAAACAGCUGCGAAUGUGUGCAUGGCGGAACAAGGAAGAAUUUCGCAAGCUGUUGAAAGACCUGAAGAGGCGCCACGCCCCCAUCGCGCCUUUGCUCGUCACGGGUCUGCGCAAUUUGAAGAAGCGUUUCCCGGACAUCUUUACGGACGAAUUUGUAGACGAUUUUCUCGAUGGCUUCUUUCUCUCACGUAUCGGAACCGAAAUGCUAACAAGCGCGUAUCUCUCGCCUUCGGGGAUUGUCGACACUGACUGUGAUCCUAUGCAAGUGAUCAAGAAGGCGGCAGGAGACGCAGAAAAACUGUGUCACUACCACUACGGCUGCUGCCCGAGAGUCCUGAUCUGGAACAACGAGCGCGAGCGUUUUGCAUGUGUGCCGCAGUACCUCUACUACAUUCUCUUUGAACUCUUCAAGAAUGCGAUGCGUGCGACAGUGGAGCGUUUCGGAGCGGAUUCGAGUUCACGUCGUUCGCGUUCUUCCGCGUUCGACGAGGAGGCGGGCAAAAGCUUCUCGGGUGUACGGACAUCUCGAGGCAGCGUAGGAAACGCGUUCAGCCUCAAGCGAGAAGAGGACUACGAGUACGACAGUUCGUUCUUGUUCUACGGCCGGCCCCCACAGUACGAAACGAAGCUGGCGGACUCAGACAUGCAACUGCCUCCGAUUCAAUUGGUCGUGUCUGGGGACAAUCGCGUGAUUGCGAUCAAGAUGUCUGAUCAAGGAGGAGGCGUAGCGCAAGAGUCAAUCGACAAAAUCUGGAGCUACAUGUACACCACAGCUCGACCCGUCGAGAUCGGCCUUGGCCAGUCUCCUCCGACUGUCACCGUUCCCGACGAAACUCCGUCUCCUCCGACUGUGGGGUCUCUCGAUGCUGCGCCGCCGACGAUCCCCGGCGCGGUCGGAGACAGCCGGCGCAGCGGAGAGACAGGCCCCGUCUGGGACGCGGGGGCGACCGAUGCGCCGGCUGUGGGGGGCAACACCCGCCAGUUGUGCUCAGGCUCUCGCGCGCCUUCUCUGGAGAAGCCGCUGCGCAAACUGGAUACCGAAGAGGGAAGUCCGUCGGAAGGCCUUGGGAUGACGGAGACAGACAUCCGCAGUCGAGGAGACACCCACCCGACGCCAGCUGUCGGGGCGAGCAGCCCCCCCACGGGCGCCGGCUCGAAUGGGCCCUCGACCCCGCAGGUGUCUCCCCUCGCAGGCUUUGGAUGCGGCCUUCCCCUCAGUCGACUCUAUGCUUCGUACUUGGGGGGGAGACUAGAAAUUCUUUCUCUGCCCUUCCAUGGAAGCGACGCCUACCUGUAUCUCAAUCGAGUUGGAGACAAAGAGCGCAUGCCCCCCAAUUCAUUUCCCCACGGUGUGACCCAGAUGAUAAGAGGGGAACUCCGGACGCAGGAAGAACUCGAGCUCCUCGGACUGCCUCGGGACUGACUACGUUUUGUGCGAGAGCAUGCAGAGAACCCGGCGGUGCUGAGUCGACGGCCGGUCUUUCGCGCUUGUCCCUGCCCCCGACCCCCCCUCUCACCGCCCACAGUACCCGCAAACUGCGUUUUUUUUUACACAUAGCAGUUUAUAUUUGUCCGUGUAAGUGAAGGUGUUAGUAUGCAUGUGAACGUACGUACAUGAAAUGUGCAGCGGUUCACUUGUCUAUAGAGAGAUGCAUACAUUUUGUAUGAACACCUUCAACGGCAGCAAAGGUAGACUCAGUUUCUUAACUACGUGUCAGUGGGCUUUGAAUAUUUUUCUGCUUUUGCCGCUAAACAGUAUGCGAGUGUAAGCGUGCUACGAAACCACUGACGGAAUAGGGAUGCAUAUCUGCGCUUGCAGCGAUAUAGGUACUUUGGUGGGUGUCGAUAAACGUGCGAUAUAGGGAUGUUUGUCCGUUAGAUCGGCCUGUGUGCGGUAGGAGUUUGCUCCCGCGCUUUUUUUUGUGUCUGAGCCUCUCGCAACUCGGCGGCGAGGUCCGACUCCCUGAUUUUUCUUCCUUUUUCGCGGGACGACCGUGUAAGGAACCUCUUGCAGGGUUCUGGGGAGAAAAGCCCGGUUCCGUGAGACUUUUUGCAAGCGCUGCGAGUUUUGUCUUCUUUCCCUGCAAGCGAGGCUGCUUUGCCGCCAGCAGUGUACACCAAAAUUUGCUUUGUCCCCGAGAAACGCCAGUCCAAAAGAAUGAAAACCCGUCAUUCGUGG